AUGACCGCCCCCCAAGAAGACCCCGUCCACUUUCCCCCAACCGUCAAGCUUCAGUGCCAGACGGAAGAUUUCCGGCUGCGCAUCCCCUCGAUCAUCGCUCGCGGGAGUCAAAUCGUGGCUAAUGUGAUCACGGUUACCCUAACCGCCGGUGAUGCCACUGGCCGCGGUGAAGCGAUCCCCUCUGAACGAUAUGAGGAAUCCGUGGAGAGCGUGCUGGCGACGAUCGCCCGGGUGGCUCCGCUGAUUGAGAGCAAGCCCGAUCGCGCCUAUCUCCAGACCAUCCUCCCCGCAGGCGCGGCUCGCAAUGCUAUUGACUGCGCCCUCUGGGAUCUCGAAGCCAAAUACACUGGCGUGCCCGCCUUCCAGCGCGCGGGUCUAAGCCCCCCUCAGCCCGUCACCACUGCCGUGACCAUUUUUCUCGACAGCCCGGAGGCCAUGGGUGCCAGCGCGGGGCGGGAAGCCGCCCGACCCCUUCUGAAGGUCAAGUUCGGUGGCAAGGAUGACGAACCCCGACUCCGCGCGGUCCGGGCCGCCGCACCCGCGGCGACGUUGAUUGUCGAUGCCAACGAGUCUUGGACGGUGGAAGAGCUGCCCGCCUUUCUGGCUGUCUGCCAAGAACUCGGGGUCCAGAUGGUAGAGCAGCCGUUGCCAGCAGGUGCCGAUGUAGCGCUGCGCGAUCUCGACCAUUCCAUCCCGAUCUAUGCGGACGAGAGCGUCCACGACCGGCGCACCCUGGCAGAGCUCCGCGAUCGGUACGACGGGGUCAAUGUAAAGCUCGACAAGACCGGCGGCUUGACGGAGGCGCUUGCGCUGGUUACCGAGGCCCAGGCCCUAGAUUUUCGUAUCAUGGUGGGCUGCAGAGCCUGCAGCUCGCUGGCACUCGCCCCCGCGCUGCUGCUCGCGGAAUUUUGCGACUAUGUCGACCUGGAUGGUGUGUUGCCGCUGGUCCAAGACCGACCAGAUGGGUUGGUGUAUGAAGGAUCCAUCAUCCUGCCCGCAAGCCCAGCCCUCUGGGGAUAG
This is a messenger RNA of Aspergillus affinis, 1020 nucleotides long. Its product is annotated as dipeptide epimerase. The record is from RefSeq and is a predicted model, not a curated record. The transcript has a single exon. NCBI's taxonomy places the organism in Eukaryota, Fungi, Ascomycota, Eurotiomycetes, Eurotiales, Aspergillaceae. Gene Ontology annotation, molecular function: racemase and epimerase activity, acting on amino acids and derivatives. The coding region runs from base 1 to 1020 and encodes 339 amino acids.